Aegilops tauschii subsp. strangulata is the source of this 1514-nucleotide messenger RNA. RefSeq lists its product as uncharacterized. The record is from RefSeq and is a predicted model, not a curated record. Lineage: Eukaryota; Viridiplantae; Streptophyta; Magnoliopsida; Poales; Poaceae.
GAUGUCAGCUAGUAGAUCCCCUAUCCUAUUUUUUAUUUAAAUUCUUCAAAAUGUUUGCUCAGACAAUUUUAACAAAUUUAUCACAUUUUCAUAGCUAACAUCACCACAACGCUCCCACACAUGUCUCCUCUCCCCUGCGCAAAGAUCCAUGCCGUCAUCCAGCUAGUACGUUCGCUGAAGAUUGUUAAAAACUGAUGUCAGCCAUAUAGCACUUUCAAUGGUGAAAACUCUUGUCUAAUCAAGUACGCCCACUGACAUUUCGAGUGAAAAUAACAGAAACUUUUUUGAUUUCCCCUAGAAAGUACUUUGGACGAAAAAAUACCUUAGGAAUUGCUCUUUUUCAUCAGAAGAAAACUGGGUGAAAGCUCGCCCUCUUUUUUUUUUGAGGGAAUGGCAUCAUGGCGGUUUAUAUUUCAUGUUAGAAUAAAGAUACAUCGUUUAAUAAAAUGUCUACUAGAAACCCCGGAGGCUCCGACUUCCAGACAAUUGUUCGAGAAGUCUCCGAGUUCCUAGACAAUACAUCCGCCGCCAUAUUGGCCCCUUUAUUACUCAAGAUUUUCGUCAAAAAAAUUAUUUUUUGAGAAAUAAGAGUUUCGUCAAUAGAAAUUGAAAAAACAAGUCCUACUUUUAAUGGGCUCGGCUAUUCUGCACAGGCCGGUCUAUCCACAACGCUCCCACACGCUGGGCUUUCGUACGGGCCUUGUCGGCCUUCGCGCGCGGGCGUUCCUGAAAGGUCUGGUGUCCCUUAGGAAAAAAAAAAGGAGUCCCCACGACGAGAAGGAGAAAUAAUUCCGCCGCAUCUUCUUUGUCCACCCCCUCCUCCACAUCGCCGCCGUUUCAUUGUUGCAGAAUCCCGCGAGUUCGUCGACGGACCGGCCCGGCCGCAUCGCUCGCCGCCGUUUCGCCCCGCGGCUUCGGUGACAUCGCGCAGAGCACAGGCGCGGCACGGCAUGCUCCGCCGCGCGGCCUCCUUGCUACGCGGGCGCUCGGCCUGGAUCCCCCGCCGGCCAGUGGCGGCCGCGGCGACACUGGCCCGACGCCGCCCGGAGCCGGAGGCCCGCCCCCGCGCCGUCGAGGGCCGGGGCUACGCGCGCAUGGCGCGGCGGAUGCCGCCCACGAGGCCUGACGGGUACUCCACCUCCGACGGGGAGGCCGACGCCUACGGAGACGUCGAGGACCUGGAGCCGGCGGCCGCCGCGGACGGCGAGGAGGACGCCUCCGAUGGGGAGGGGUGGGACGGGUUCACGCUGGACAUGGGCGCCGGAUCCAUCGUGGACAAUGACGAUGAGGAAGAGGAGGAGGAGGAGGAAGAGGAGAAGUAAUCCGAGGGUCGCCGGCGAGCCGGAAGCGCAAGCAAGGUGUUUGUUGAAAUGACCAAGGCCAUUGUUUGCAUGCUCGUUGCUCCAAUACCCAUGUACUACUAACAAUGGUAGUAUUUGAAGAGUUGAACUGUCAAAUAAUCCGUGUACGACUCCCGAUUCUAGUAGUUGGUUUUCACCUUGGAUUGGGAUUCA